GUGCACUAACCUCAGAGUCAAUACUUGAAUAUUUUUAUUAUAAUUCCCAUAAAUAUGUAAAUGGAUAAAUAAUAAUAACUAUAAAUUAUUAAACUAGUAGGUGAUUGAUUAUUUAAUUAAUUAGUGCAUUAAAAAAUAUAAAAAAUGGCGGAUAUCGCUGCUAAGAGAGAAGCGCGACGUCGCAGGAUACUUGAAAAUUCUGAGUCUCGCCUACAAAAAAUAUCUGGAAGAGAUGAAAGUGAAACUAAAGUUAAUGGCAGCGCAGCAGAAAUUUUCGAAGAUCCAGAAAUGCCAGAAAUUAGUUUUCUUCAAGAUAAUCCGCGUCAUCACAACCAGGAGACACUGGAACCAUUUGAACGGCUGAUACGAGAAUCGGCUCAAAUGCCCACAGACUUCACAUACGAGUCGCCAGAGGCACCAACAAGUCCCGAGGAGCUUGCGAACCUUCUUCUCGGCACUGCAAGUCCGGAUGUACAAAAAAAACCAUCAAUUUUAAAUUCUUUUUUAUUCAAUCGCUCAAUUUAUGUAGUUCUCGCGAUACUACUGAACUUACUAAUUAUUCUACAAAUUGACAAUCCUAUCGGCAAGAGUGUAAUUGUUCCAUUCUUUCUACUUCUACUACCUCGCAUUUAUAUAAUUACUACUCAAGAAAAUUCACCAAGAGAGAACAUGAUGUUUGCAGUACUAAUGCUGUGCAAUAUUCGUCCAUCGUUGAUAUACAAAAUUAAAAAUUCAUAUAAAAUAUGGACAUUAAUAAUUCACGAUCUAAAUGUUUAUAUUUUUACAUUCGUUAUUUUUUAUUACGCAGUAACGAGACAUUUUGUAGACUACGAAGAUGAGCUGGCUAAGCUAGAAACUGUCCAAGUGAUAAUCGAUCCCUCGACGUAAUUUUUUUAUUUUUGUUUAUAAAAAAAAAAAUUAAUUUAACUUCUUAUUUUUUAAAAAAUCUUCUUUAAUUUAUAUUACGAAUAAAAAAAAUUAUAAAAAAUAAUAAUAAUUUAUUUGGAACCAAAAUUUUUUUUUUUUGUCAAAAUUUAUAUUUAUUCAAAUUUAAAAUCCAAAUUCUGGCUCAAUUAUAAGAGAUAAAAAAAAAUGCACUGAUAGUUAUUUGUAGGAAAUUUUGUUAUCUAUAAAAAGUCUCUCAUUAAAUAUUUACCUAAACUCAUUAAUUUUGGCGCAAUUUUGAUUUUAAGUUCAGAAAAAAAAAUUAGCAGAAGAAAAUUUAAAAUUUUUUAAUGAAAAAAAUUUUCUCUGCCAAUUUUAUUUUCGAAAAUAAAGUUUUCAGUGGACGCAGUCGUUUCAAGUCCCCAGGAAAUUUUUUUAAAUAUUUUCAGAUAAUCCAGAGCCGGACGAUGAUAAAAAUUUUUUUUUUUCUGAUUUUCAAAGGCUCAGCAUUAAAAUGAUAAAAAUUAUUCUAAUUACUCUUAAUUACGUAAUUUUUUAUAAACUCAAGGUUUAAAAAUUUUAACUUGAUCAUAUAAAUUACUCUUCAAUUAAUUAAACCCGAAAAAUUAAUUCUCGUUUAAAUAAUUAAUUUGAAUUGAACAACUUUUGGCGCGAAAAUUUCGAUUUGAAUUUUUUUUUGUAAAAAAAAUAGAUGAAAUAAAAAACUUACAUUUUCAACUUACGAUGAAUUAAUUUUAAUUAAAGUAGGGACGAAAAUUUGAUUGAUUAAAUGAUUAAAGUAUAUUUAUGUUAAUUAAUUACACUCACAAUUAAUAUUUUAAAACAAUCCCUAGCGGAUCCGAAUUACGGUAAAUACAGUGAUUUACCGUAAUUUACCGUAUUUUACGGCGCCUAGCAGAAUUACCGUAAAUUACGGUAAUCUACGGCAAAUUGCGGUAAUUUACGGCGAAAUGCCGCAAAUUUGCGGUGAAGCUGCGUUAAAUUUACGGCAAUGUUGCGGUGAAAGUGCGGUAGUUUACGGUAAAAAUGCCGCAUUUUCGCCGUAAAGUUGUGGUAACAGUGCAGUACUUUACCGUAGAAGUUUUGUAAAAUUGCGUUAUUCCACCAUAUAAUUGCGGUAAAUUUGCUGUAUUUUACUGUAAUGUGAAGCUUUUCACUGGAAUGUCUGUUGACAAUCGGAUAUUUGACUGUAAACAACUGUCUUUACUUGACAUUUCGGUACCGUGUCUUUAAGAUUUGGUAUUUGUGUAGUGCUGGAUACCCUAGCGGAUCUGAAUUACGGUAAAUACAGUGAUUUACCGUAAUUUACGGUGUCUAGCAAAAUUACCGUAAAUUACGGUAAUUUACCGUAAAUUACGGCAACCUACGGUAAAUUGCCGUAAUUUACGGUAAUUCUUCUAGGCGUCGUAAAUUACGAUAAAUUACGGCAAUUUACCGUAAUUUGCCGUAGAUUGCCGUAACUUACCGUAAUUUACCGUAGAUUACUGUACUUACGGUAAUUCUGCUAGGCACCGUAAAUUACGGUAAAUCACUGUAUUUACCGUAAUUCGGAUCCGCUAGGGUAUAUUAUUCAAAUCCCUAGCAGAUCCGAAUUACGGUAAAAUACAGCAAUUUACCGUAAUGCCGCCGAAAAAUCUACGGUAAUUUACCGUAAAUUGUGGUAAAUUGCCGUACCUCACGGUAAUUUACGGUUGAUUGCCGUACCUUGCGGUAAUUUACGGUAAAUUACCGUAGAUUUUUUCGGCGGAAUUAUGGUCAGUUGCGGUAAUUUACGGUAAAUUGCUGCAAUUACCGUAAUUUGGAUCCUCUAGGGUAUAUUAUUCAAAUCCCUAGCAGAUCCAAAUUACGGUAAAUGCAGUGAUUUACCGUAAUUUACGGUGCCUAGCAGAAUUACCGUAAAUUACGGUAAUCUACGGUAAAUUGCAGCAAUUUACCGUAAAUUACCGCAACUGACCAUAAUUCCGCCGAAAAAUUUGCGGUAAUUUACCGUAAAUUGCGGUAAAUUACCGUACCUUAUAGUAAUUUGCGGUAAAUUGCCGUAGAUUUUUCGGCGGAAUUACCGUAAGUUGCGGUAAUUUACGGUAAAUUACUGUAAUUUACCGUAAUUCGGAUCUGCUAGGGAUGGUGGCUUAAGUUGUAAAUAAAUUAAAAAAAAAAAUAGCUGACAUUAUUUGAUUGAUUUUUUCUUCAUAUUUUAUUUAAUUAAAUUUUUUUUAAUUUAUGGGAAAAUUGCAUGUAGGAAUUUUUCUUACAAGAAUUAGCGAGCGGGCUGCUUGCAGAAAUUCUACACCAAGAAAUCCUGCGACUGUCUAUGGUUAUCGUUUAAUUAAUUUUUCAAGGAAACGAUAAUAUUAUAAUUGUUAAUUUAUUUAUUCAUGUCUGGUAUAAAUUUAAUAUAAAUAUAUGCAGGUAAUGAGUAUUGAUAAAUAUUCAGUAAGAGUUAAAAUAACUGCUGAUAAAAAAAUUUUCUUUAUUGAAACCAGAUGUGACCUUUUACCUGAGGUUAUUCAAGAGAAGUUAAUUAUAAUUUAUGAACACCAAAAAUUUUAAUUAAUCAACUAAAUAAAUAUUUUUUUUUAUUUUACGCGAAACUGAUGAUAAAAGUGGAUAUGAUUUGGAAUUUUUUCGUCAAUCAAUACUGUGAGUUGAGUCGAAAACAUCAGCAAAAAAAUUACUCAUAUUUCAUAUAAAUAUCUUUUACAAAAAUGACCUACAAGGUAUUUAUGACAGUAUUUAUAUCGUUUAUUGUGAUGUCAAUUAUCAUAACAGAUACAGAUGCAAGCGAUUUUGACCCCAAUGGUCAGCUCAUAAGAGAACUGCCAAUGGGAGUAUUGGAAGUAUCUUCGAUCUGUCAAGAUGAAAUGGCAGCUGUGAAAAAUUAUGACUUACAAAAAAUGAUUGAGUUUGUUCCGAGAGGUCUUGAUGAUAUUAAGAAGUUCUUUCGUGCGGAGAUUGGGCCCUAAUGUUGUCAAAUUCGUCCAUACUGUAAUUACCAUACAUAAGUAAAUUCCGCUGAAAUCUAAAGAUUUAUUUGAAAUAAAUGUAAAUUUCAUUCAUUUAAUAGCUAACUGAUUAAAUAAAAAUUUAUUUUUAACAACCAA
Messenger RNA from Microplitis mediator, 4007 nucleotides. RefSeq lists its product as uncharacterized. Bases 145 to 888 code for a protein of 247 amino acids. Gene Ontology annotation, biological process: tail-anchored membrane protein insertion into ER membrane. Gene Ontology annotation, cellular component: GET complex. The record is from RefSeq and is a predicted model, not a curated record. The transcript is spliced from 7 exons. NCBI's taxonomy places the organism in Eukaryota, Metazoa, Arthropoda, Insecta, Hymenoptera, Braconidae.